CAAACUUGCGGCAGCGGCUGGGCGUGUUUGUUGUUUACUAUUCAGUUAUUUUCGUGUUUUUGUAACAGAAAGUGCUCUUACAAAAAAAGAUGAGUAGAAAUUUUGGAGACCGAGAAGAAUUUGAAAUGGAUACAAAACCCUCUCAGAGGACUGGGAGUCAGAAAUGUAGAUAUUUUUUCUACAACGGUGAAACUGGUGAAAUUUUGGGACGAACGCCUGAAAGUUGGGGUAAAAUACUCAUCUUCUACACAAUCUUUUAUGCUGUGUUGGCAGCCUUAUUUGCUGUCUGCAUGGUCACGUUCUUGCAGCACUUUAUCAACCCUCGAGUGCCUCGGCUGCAACAGGAGUACAGCGUGAUUGGCACCAGCCCAGGAUUAGGGUUCCGGCCGCUGCCGGAAGAUGUCAGGAGCACCCUUAUCUGGUAUAAGGGAACUGGCUACGAAAGCUAUAAAUACUGGGAAGAUCAGCUGAUCGAUUUCUUGUCCGUGUACAAAAAGAAGGGUCAGACCGCGGGAGCAGGGCAGAACAUUUACAACUGUGACUUCAAGAACCUGCCGCCUCCCGGCAAGGUCUGUGACGUGGACAUCCGAAGGCUGGAGCCUUGUAUUGAUGAGAACCACUUCUCCUUCCACAAAUCUUCGCCUUGUAUCUUCUUGAAGUUGAAUAGGAUCUACGGCUGGCGGCCUGAGUUCUACAACGGUAUCGAGGACCUACCGCCAGAUAUGCCCACCGACCUGCAGAUGCACAUUAAAAACCUAACUGCUUACAAUCCUAACUAUGCUAACAUGGUGUGGGUCUCAUGCCAGGGUGAAACUCCAGCAGACAAGGAGAAUAUUGGUCCUAUCAGCUACCUGCCCUUCCCUGGGUUCCCAGGGUACUUCUACCCGUAUGAGAAUGCUGAGGGGUAUCUCAGCCCUCUCGUCGCUAUACACUUGCAGAGACCUAGAACGGGUAUUCUGAUUAACAUCGAGUGUCGUGCCUGGGCAAGGAACAUUAAGUACGACAGGAGAGAACGUCUAGGUGUAGUGCACUUUGAGCUUAUGAUCGAAUAGUUACUAAAUUAUCCGUCCAAACGUGUCUACUCGGCCCCUAGCUUGUACAGUCAUCACCAUCAUAUUUUAUACUACUUAAUAAGAGAUACGCCAGUUAAAUACAUUCCAUAAGUGAAAUGGAAAUUUUAUUAUUGCUCAAAGAAUAAAUGAGUCUUACUGCAAAGGUGGUGGUCUUCUCUUGUUGCCAUCUCUUUCUUAUCAUAUUUGAUGUCCGUAAAUGAAAGAGAGCAUAUAUUAAAUUCAGUCUAGAAGAUAAUGUUGAGAAAUAUAAAGGCAGCACAUUUUUUUUAAGUAAAUGAAAUCAUUUUUCGUGGUGACUGUUUAUAGUCUUUCCAGUAGACCGAGUAGACCAAAGCAAUUAGUUCAUUUUAUGAAUUUAGAAUAAAGUUUUAAUGCAAUAAGUGUGUGAGAUUUCGAUUUUGAAGCUUGGUCUUUUCAGUAGACCAUUGAUAUUGACAAUUAUU
Messenger RNA from Spodoptera exigua (beet armyworm), 1516 nucleotides. The record is from the annotation of a GenBank genome assembly. NCBI's taxonomy places the organism in Eukaryota, Metazoa, Arthropoda, Insecta, Lepidoptera, Noctuidae.